Molecule: messenger RNA, 1144 nt
Organism: Biomphalaria glabrata
Lineage: Eukaryota; Metazoa; Mollusca; Gastropoda; Planorbidae
Product: FMRFamide receptor-like
Exons: 1
Coding region: 52-1074 (340 amino acids)
Biological process (GO): G protein-coupled receptor signaling pathway
Cellular component (GO): plasma membrane
Molecular function (GO): G protein-coupled receptor activity
Source: RefSeq, a predicted model, not a curated record
ACGUCAAUUUCUUUUAAUCUCUUCUUGAAUGCUCAUGACGUAUGUAUUAUCAUGACUAACUUCAGUAAUGCUGACAACAUUUUAAAUCAGACUGAAACAUUAGAGAGUUCCGGUAUUAGUGAUUAUGUUUAUUUUAUGGUACUUUUGGUCACCAAUGGUAUUAUAGCCAACAUUCUUUCUUUAUUAGGAAUCACGGGAAGUAUACUUAACAUAAUAAUUUUGUCUCAUCAUAAAAUGCAGGAUACAACCAAUGUGGUGUUGUUGGCCAUUUCUGUUUGUGAUCUAAUGUAUUCACUGACACAGAUAUCUUUUAAUUUGACUUAUACGUCGUUUUUACUAAGCCUAUACAUUUAUCAGUGGGUAAUAACUCUACACGCCAUCUGUUUGGACUAUGUCAAUUAUCUUUCAUUUAUUCUCAGUAUCCAUUUAGUGACUUUAGUUUCUAUUGAACGAAUGGUGGCCAUUUGUUUUCCAUUUCAUGUUUCAAGAAUUUUUACAGUCCAUCGUAUCCAACGUGUUAUUAUUUCUCUCUUGCUGUUCAACAUUAUAUUUAUGUCCCCUUGGUUUGUAACUUACAAUAUAGAUUACAUAAACUACAAUGACAUAACACUGCCAGCUCUGGAGUUCAGUGCAGUGUAUUUACAUAACUAUGUUAUCCUCUAUAACUAUACAGCUGUCAUCUUAUUUUUGCUAAUAGCGGUUUUCCCUUUUUGUAUUAUACUUCUAUGUACGUGUCUAACUCUGUUCAAUAUUUCAUUGUCAUCGAAAAGGAAAUCAAUGAUGUCUACAUUAGAAGCGAUUGCCAAACGUCAAAAAGAAAUGAAAUCUGUUAAAAUGGUUUUAGUUAUUUGUGUAUUUGUUUUGUUUCUUGUUGUGAUUCCUUGGGGCCUUCAACAAAUUUUUCUCAUACUAAUAUCGAUACCCAUAAAACUGUCUAAUAUAAUUGUCUGGAUAGUCAACAUUCUGGUUCAAAUAAACUCUUCAUUUAAUUUUGUCAUCUAUGUUACAGGAAGUCCGAAGUUUAAAAAAACAUUUAUACAACUUUUGUUUAAACAAAAAGGGACAAAACAUUGACAGUUGAACGCUAAGGCAAAACCAUUAUUACAUUGAAGAAUUUUUAAAAUUCUUUUUAAAUAACUUUUUA